Molecule: messenger RNA, 3309 nt
Organism: Prorocentrum cordatum
Lineage: Eukaryota; Dinophyceae; Prorocentrales; Prorocentraceae
Source: the annotation of a GenBank genome assembly
AUGGUUUUGGUGGAUAAUGACCAUGGCGAUAGGCAACUGCACAGCGGCGUCAAGGAGGUGCUGAAUUUCGGGAGCCUUCAGGUCCAGGAGGCGCGCUCGUUCACGCUCCUGCUAUCGAGCCCCACUUUCUCCCGCGAGGGCGCGAGCGGCGCGAGGCGCCACGACGAGGCCGCGGGCGAUGCGCCCGCGGUGAAGUACGAUUUCUUCUGGCAGAUGCGCACAGCGGCCGGAGCGCUGAUAGAGCACCCGGCUCCAGGGAAGCCGCCUUUUGUGACGAUCAGCCCCGUGCGCGGCGUGGCCACUCACGACAAUCAGACGGAGAUCACUGUGGAGUAUGCCCCGCCAGAGUCUCACAAGCUGGAUGGAACGCUGCUUCGAAUGGUGCUGCCAGCUGGAGGGUUGGAGUCCUCGUACACGUUUGAGCUGCAGGGCCAGUCCAAGCGGCCAGCUGUGGACUUCUCCUUCACUAGCCACGACUUCGGGCCGUGCUUUGUGCAGCGCAGUGGCGACGUAACGACUCUGGAGCCAGCUUCUCCGACGAACUCGAAGGCGGCGGCCGAACGGAAGGAGCUCAUUGUGACCAACCAGGAUGUGGUAGACUGCUGGCUAUCGACUACCUUUGUGCGCACACCCUGGCUUGACGUUGAAGUCCAUGCGUCGAUGAUUGAGGCGGGGAAGUCCUUGGUGGUGCCCAUUGUUUUCACACCGCGGCAUGACGUUGAAUACCACGAGAGGAUAGAAUUCGUCAUCAACGACUGUACCAAGACAUAUGUUAACAUCCACGGGCGCGGGUGCGAGAUGAGUGUCGAGCUGUUAUCAAUGGCGAUGCAGACUGUGGACUUCGGCACCACGGUCGGCAACACGUCGGUCACGCGCACUGUGAGGGUAGUGAACCGGUCACCCAGGCCUGUAGAAUUCAGCCUUCACGACCCGAACGGACAGCUGACCGAGCGGUGCCUCUCGUGGGUGCCUACGGAGAUCAUCUCGCUGAAGCCAAAGGAGCAGGCCCAGGUCGAGCUGACUUUCCGUCCCAAUUUCCACAUUACACCAUUCAAGCUGCCCUUACGCUACCAGCCCACGGUGGGCCCCGCGCAGCACCUGCUGAACGUUGCAGGCAGGUGCCACGCGUCCGAGGUGAGGCUCUCCGAGCAUUCCAUCCUUUUCGGCGACGUUGUGUUCGAUUCCGCCAGCACGCGCAAGAUGCAGCUGCAGAACUUUGGUGACCUCGGCGUGCACUUCCGCUGGGAGCUUCCCGCCAAGGUGGCGGCCCUCUUCUCCGUGGAGCCCAAGGAGGGCUUCGCCGCGCCCUACAGCAGCGUGGAGGUGACGGUCGGCUUCCGCCCGAAGCGUCACGAGGCGCUGCCCGUGUCGGGCUCGGCUCAGGACGACAGGGACCCCGCCAAGAAGGCUGCCGGCGCGGAGCGGGACCUGGCGAGGCCGAAGAAGAUCCGCUGCGUGCUGGAGUCGGAGCACGAGCAGGAGCCUCUGGAGCUGGUCCUCCAGGGGCACGGCGUGGACUCGCAGGAGAGCGCCCGCAAGGCCCUGCAGUUCAGCACAGAGGUGCGGGAGCGGCAUACCCUCAAGGUAUUGAUCCCCCCCGACGGCAAGAAUCCUACCGGAGACACGUGGAAGCUAAACCCUGUGGUGAAGACCCUGGUGCCCACUGAGGUGGACUACUGGUUCUGCCCGUCCGAGGUGGUCGUUCCGCCGAACGGCCAGGCCGAGGUGGAGAUAUCCUAUCGGCCGCUCACGAUGACAGCGCCGAAGAGUGACUCCCCAGUGCCGCAGCCGCCGCCGCAACAGCCUGGUGCUGCGAAGAAGGAGGCCCUGGACACGAAAGGCAGCAAGAGCGCCGUGCCCAAAGGUCCUGAGCCCGCGCCGCCAUCCACAGAGGAGGCAGCCGCAACCGAUGGCGAGGCCGACGAGGAAAAGAAGGAGAAGGCGGCCAAGCCUAAGACGAGGCCCAAGCCAGCUGUGAGGAGAAAGGACGCUGGCGCCGACAACAAGAGCUUCAACAAGCCUCCGCGCCCUGAGGUGCACACUGGCAACAUCUUUGUUCCCACUCCAGACGGGAGCGCUUUCGUCUUCAAUCUGGAGGGCAUCUCACUGCCACCCAAGGAACAGAAGAGAAUCGCCUCCGAGGCACCUUGCAAGACGUCAUACGUGCAGUCGGUGCCAUUGACGAACUGGUUGCAGGAGUCUCAGCGUUUUAACGUGUCCCUUUCACUGCUCGAGCCUGCAGGCACUGGGGAGGACAUCAAGCUCCAGGGCGGCGAGACAUUCGACCUGCCACCAGGAAGGGCGAAGGACUACAAGUUCAACGUGUACGCGUACAGGGAAGGCACUGCGAUCGUGGGCGUCGUUUUCACUAACCCGAGGACGGACGAGUACGUGCAAAUGCAGGUGGCGUUUAAGUUCGUGGCGCCCAGAGUGCUUGACACCCUCACCUACAAUGUAGCCUGCCGCCAAAUCACCACGAAGUCCAUUGCCGUGGUGAACCCGCUGUCUACUGCGACCACCUUCAAGUGCCAGGCCUCGCAUCCCGAAUUGCGGCUCUCGCCCAGCGAAUUCUCGGUGCUUCCUGGCGCAGGGGCUUCAGUGGACGUGAUUUUCCGGCCACUUCUGCCAGGUAGUGGUGAAGCCACUGUUCACCUGCGCUCUGAACACUUGGGUGUUUAUCCAUAUUCCGUAAAGUACGAUGUUCAGCCUGCAGGCUUGAACAAGACGAUCGUCUUCAAGGCACCUCUGGGGCUCAGUGUUACACAGUCUUUCAAAUUCAUGUACUAUUCAAGGAAAGCUGCGGCGUACAGCACGUCCAUCGAUGCCGCCCCAGGACACCAGACCGCUACUGGCAAUUUCGCCCUGGCCAGCGCCAAGGACCUGAAGGGCAGCUUGCCCGCCGCGAGCGAGGACGGCACAGAGGCGUCCAUCGACGUGCGCUUCCAGCCCUCCUCGCUGGGCGAGGUCCGGGCAUUGCUGGUAGUUAGCUCAGCGGAGGCUGGCGAUUACAAGGCCCUGCUGGUUGGGUACACGCAGCCGCCGCAGCCACAGGGUCCUGUCACCAUCGUGAACGGCAAGUCUGGCUCUGUGGAGUUCAUGAAUCCGUUUGACGAGGCCGUGGAGUUUGCCAUCCAGGUAGACAACCCGGCUUUCUCGGUGGGCAGCAGGGCAGUAAAGCUCGACCCAAAGAAGAGCUCCAAUGUCAACGUCCAGCUGAAGUGCGAAUCGCCACAGAGCGGACGGCUCUUGAUCACUGCGCAAAAGUGCAGCACGCCAUGGGUAUUCUUGCUGAGCGGCGUCAUGGCCUGA